Messenger RNA from Armigeres subalbatus, 1464 nucleotides. RefSeq lists its product as uncharacterized. The transcript has 3 exons. NCBI's taxonomy places the organism in Eukaryota, Metazoa, Arthropoda, Insecta, Diptera, Culicidae. Bases 90 to 1397 code for a protein of 435 amino acids. The record is from RefSeq and is a predicted model, not a curated record.
UCGGAGUAAUUAGAAUUAAAGUGGAUAGUGGAUGCACGCCAUUUGUAAAAAAUCUUAUUACAUCUGCAAGUCGGACGAAAAUUAAGAACAUGCCUCCAAAAUCGAGAUCAAAUAAAAAACGUGUUAAAAAAGGUGCGUCACCUGGAAUCACGGCGGAAAACCGCAAAGCGGUUCGAGAGCAUAUGCAAUCAAGAGCUAGAGCACAAGCCAAAAACAAAAUGUUUCUGAAAACUGUGCUCACUACUGCUCUUCAAGAUAAAAACAUCCAGAACCACAGCAGCUCCGGUCAUUUAUUUGUAUCUGUUGAUGCAAUCAAUACAUCACAGUCACUAAUGACUGAUGAUUCAUGUGACCCACUGAAUCUGUCGAUGUCAAAAACCGUCCGAAGUGUUACAUCAAAAAUUAACGUAACGCCAAGUCGCACAAUUUCGAAUUUCUCGAUACCAACAUCUACCCAGUCAUCUUCCAAAUCGGAUUCUCCUCUAAUUUCGAAAUCAAGAAAGCGAGGGAAGAUCAUCAAUUCUUCACCAGAUGUCGAACACCAGCCAUUGAAACAAAUACAUGUGGAACCUCUCCGAAAAAAAAUUGCUGAAACGAAUCCUAAAUCCCCUCUAGCAUCAACAUCAAAAGUACAGAAGUACCAUCGAAAAAAGACAAAUCCGACAUCACCGGUAAGAGAGCCAGAUUCCCAACUAUUCGCGAGUUACAAAAAACGAAAAAGGAUUGUAACCAGUAUCGCAUCACCAGAUCACGAAAACCUACCGUUGAAACAAGUGGAUUUCGGAACGCCUCUACGUACGGUUGCUCUAAGAGCUAGAGAGAAUAGAAAUCCUCAAUCACCCUUGCCAUCAUUCUCGAAAGGACAAAAGUACUAUCGGAAUUAUACAAUUGAAGAUUCCCUUGACCACUUAAAACCGAUCUCGUCGACAUCGGAAACGAACUCUCCACUUCCCGCUAUAAUUUCCUCGCCACCGGUUGCAGGAACAACUGAUCGAAGCAACCGAAGGGACCCAGAAUCACCCGUACCGUCAACCUCGGGAUUACAAAGGAAUCCAAUCAACUAUUCACUCUCAGAUAUCUCAAAUUUGAUUUCACCAUUGAGUUCUGGACCUCAACGGUGUGAUACACUGCCCGUUCAACAGUUUCAAUCACCAAAUGUAUCAAUAUCCGCUCCGCCAAGCCCCACUUUAUCACAAAAUGCUGAAGAAAAUCUGAAAAAUGACAAUAAUCUGCAAAAAAAGUAUUCUAAACAAUCUGAAAGUAUAAAACAAAUCAAGGAAAAAAAUAGAAGACUAACACUUGAGAAUGCAGAAUUAAAGGAUUUGUUGGUGCCAUGGGCAUUCAACCACUCAUCAGUUAUUAAGAGUUACGAACUUAAUUCGGCUCAACAAAUCUGAAGGAUAUUCGACUGGAGUUGCUCUUCUUGAUAUAGAGAAAGCAUUUGACAGUGUUUGGCAUGAAGGU